Messenger RNA from Suillus bovinus, 2043 nucleotides. RefSeq lists its product as uncharacterized. NCBI's taxonomy places the organism in Eukaryota, Fungi, Basidiomycota, Agaricomycetes, Boletales, Suillaceae. The coding region runs from base 1 to 2043 and encodes 680 amino acids. The record is from RefSeq and is a predicted model, not a curated record. The transcript is spliced from 8 exons.
AUGGCACUCCAUGUCCCAGCAGCACUGAAUACUCAUCAGACCUCUUUGAAUGACCAUAAUGAUUAUCUGGAGGAAACUUCCAUUCCACUUGUCACAGACUCAGAUCAUCCGGCUACAACCAUAGUGGACAAAUCCGGUGUUCACUCCCUAUCCAUAUGGUAUUGCCACUGCCCCAGAGCUCUAAACCCAGAUAUGCAGCUCUUUCAAGCAGGCUUGUUUCUAGCAUCCUUCACCAGACCAAAAACUGCAUUCACAUUCUCCGUCUUGGACGACUUUCUGCUAGACAACCUUGAAUGUGGUACAUCAGCCAUGAAUUACUACAGUAAGAUCCAGAGGCUAACCUCCAGCAUCUUUCCAUUGAUGGUUCUGGAUUGCUACAGAGAGCUCAUGAGGACUGCCAGACAAUGGCAUCAAUGUAAGCUCUACAAGUGGCAUGGGUUUGCCCAUAAAAACGAUGAGCCUAAGACCAGUGACCUCGCCCUAUUUUGUCUGGCAUGUCCUCAACCGGGGAUAAAUUUGGACUGGUCAACCGGUAUGGCCACUCAGCCUGAUGACACCCCUUCCUGGCUCUUCACCAGGACUUUGGUCAUGGAUGGUAAUUUUAAAGCUGAGCACCUCCAUCCGGUGAAUCCAUCUGAUGAAGUAUCAUUGAUGGAUGGUCUUGCAUUCAUGGUCGGAGAUGAAAGAUACAAGAGUCAUUUGGCUGUUGCCCAAGACCAUGUCCAAAAAUCAGAUUAUGACAAUCACCACGCAGUCAAUCAAGCAAAUGCCUCCCAACAAAAGCUAGAGGCCACUGGUAUAGGAAGAUGUGCAUGUGCACAGCAUGGAUGUUUUGUCCCACAUUCCAUGGUGGAUUUUCAGAAGGGUGAAAGGAUAGACGGAGAGAUCAUGGAAACACUCUGGGCAUCUUUAAACAUAAUCUCCCCGUCAGCCAGGGGCAUGGGAACUCCUCAUCGCAAGGAGGUAUUGGAUUAUCAGAUGAAUGAUUCAAACUUCAUGAAAAUGAUUCGCAUAACCAAAUUUCUUUGCAGAAAGUUUAAAGAGGCUGUCAAGGGUGCUGCAGAGAGCACACUCUCAUUCCAAAAUUUUAACAAGACAGUUCAGCCUGUCAUGGUCAUUCUUUGGGAAGCAGAGGAGGCUCUUGCUCAGGCAAACAGACUGGAGGAUCCAACAGCCAUGGACAUUUAUGAGGUCUGCUUUCUUGAAAUGGCACCUACCUAUCUUGGAUUUGUGGUUGAUGGCAAUGAACCAGAUUCUCUGGUAGACAGGGUUCAUAAUUCACCGGAUGAAGAUUAUUCUGAUCUCGAUGAUCACAAUCCGGAUCCGGAUCCGGAAACACAUCAUGCCUCCAUCUUUCAACCUGAGCUCACUAUCUUACCUUUGCCUUCCAACCUCAGUAUAGUGAGAUGCAAUGAAUUGGGUCUCACUGAUCUCAUGAAAGAAGAAACUGCCCUUCAUGAAGGUCAGGCCAAUGAUGCCCUUCAUGCAAUUAGAGUUCAUCUGGGAGAUAAAGCUGUUAUAUUCCGGAAUACUAUCCGGUCAGCCAAGUCACAAGCCUCCUCCACCAGGGCAUGGACUCAGCUAGCAAAACUCCCUGAUCACGACCUGCUGAAGAAAUAUCUUCCGCUAAAGAAAGAACACCUGAAGGCAAAUGCCGCAGUUGCAGAUCCAAAUGCACGUGGUCAGAGGGACACUACUCUUGCAUGGUUCUGGUCAAUAAAUGCUCAGGGUGAUACAUCCGGAAAUGACUGGAUAACAGAAUUCUAUAGAGUCAAUUGGCUCCGGACAAAGGCCCUGUGUGAUCGUUGGAAUGAAGAGGUCAUUCUUGUCAAACAUGAAAUGCAGUGGUCUGUCAAUUUCUUUACCUACAAGGCCAAGCAAUGGUUAAGUCUCAUGGACAAUGCCACUUUCACUGGGCUGACCGGAAAUACAUGUUAUGCUGCCCGACAAUGUCACAUAUAUCAACAACUAGCUGCACAUGCAGCGGAGUUGUUUCAGAAAGUGAUUCUGGUCAUUCAGUUGGAAGUACCGGUUGUUACAUAA